Messenger RNA from Pogoniulus pusillus (Red-fronted tinkerbird), 1372 nucleotides. Its product is annotated as glutathione S-transferase theta-1. Gene Ontology annotation, biological process: glutathione metabolic process. The transcript has 6 exons. Gene Ontology annotation, cellular component: cytoplasm. The coding region runs from base 570 to 1355 and encodes 261 amino acids. Lineage: Eukaryota; Metazoa; Chordata; Aves; Piciformes; Lybiidae. Gene Ontology annotation, molecular function: glutathione transferase activity. The record is from RefSeq and is a predicted model, not a curated record.
CUCUACCUUUCAGAGUCCCAGGAGUGCAAGGCUGGGAGGGGAAGCACAGACCCAGCUGGCUCAGCCCUUCGAACCAACCUCUCAUUCGAGGUUGGUGAUUUAUCACUCCCCGUGAACGGCUGUCGCUUGUAGCUCAGCGCGACUGGGAUGUUCUUCCCCUGAGCACGGCCAGGACUACCCACCCCUGCGGGACGGGGAAUUCUGUGCCUACGCACCCUGGCUCCGUCCCUGCCUCACUGCCCUCCGCCGGAAAGGCUUUCCCGGGGUCCUCCGCCGCUUCCCCUCCCCGCGGGACCCUCAGUUGCUUUCCUCUCCUUGCUCCGAGACCCCUCAAGGAGCAGACUCCGCUGCCCCACGACCCCUCCUCGCACCAGGGCGGAGGUCCGCGGUCCUACUUCUUGCAGCCACCGACCGCCAAGGGUGCGUUGCCGCCGGCGCUGCCCGGGGGAGGGCCCCCGCCGCCUCCCGACCGCGAACGGCUCGGCCCCCGCCUGCCCACGCGGGGCGGCUCCGGGCGGCGGCAACAGCACAGAACCGCGGCAGCCUCCCGCGGGUCGGGCGGCAGCAGGAUGGGGCUGGAACUGUACCUGGACCUGCUCUCGCAGCCCUGCCGCUCCAUCUACAUCUUCGCCCGGACCAACAACAUCCCCUUCGAGUUCAAGCACGUGGAGCUCUUCAAAGAAUCGGUGCUGGGGAAGAAGCCGGCGGCGGGGAGUGGCGCGGAGCAGCCCCAUGCAGGGCCAUCAAACUGUGAGGGAGCUGGCAAAGUCAGCCUCCUGAAGAAGGUACCAGCACUGAAGGACGGAGACUUCACCCUAGCAGAAUGCACAGCCAUUCUGCUGUAUCUGAGUCGGAAGUACAACACUCCUGACCACUGGUACCCAGCAGACAUCCAGAAACGGGCCCAGGUGGAUGAGUACCUCUCGUGGCAUCAUGCCAACAUCCGGGCCAGUGCUCCCAAGACCAUGUGGAUCAAGGUGCUGAUUCCCCUGUUCACGGGGCAGGCGCUGCCCUCCGAGAAGCUGCAGGAGGUUAUGGAGGGGCUGUCCAGCUCCCUGAAGCAGCUGGAGGAGAGGUUUCUGCAGGACAAGGCUUUCAUCAUCGGGAGCGAGAUCUCCCUGGCGGAUCUCGUGGCCAUUGUGGAGCUGAUGCAGCCUGUCGGAGUCGGUUGUGACGUCUUUGAAGACAGACCGAGGCUGAUGCAGUGGCGCAGGAGGGUGGAGGACGCUGUGGGGAAGGAGCUUUUCUUUCAAGCCCAUGAGAUGAUUCUGAACAUCAAAGAACUGAGCAACAUUCAGAUUGACCCAGGGCUGAAAGAGCACCUAGCACCUGUGCUGAUGAAGAUGUUGAAAUGAAUUGAGCUACCUUUCCA